Messenger RNA from Anthostomella pinea, 1089 nucleotides. The record is from the annotation of a GenBank genome assembly. Lineage: Eukaryota; Fungi; Ascomycota; Sordariomycetes; Xylariales; Xylariaceae.
AUGGCCGACUUUCAGAGAGAUACCUCGUUCAAGACGGUCCAGGUUGAGUCGCUGGUUGUCAUGAAGAUCGUCAAACACUGCGCCGGCACCUUCCCUACCACCGCUACCGGCUCUCUUGUUGGCAUGGACCAAAAUGGCGUUCUCGAGAUAACGAAUACCUUCGCCUUCCCCACGACCGACGUCGCGAGCGUAGACAGCGGCAGCCACCAGAACGACGCAUCCUCUCUGGCCGCCGCUGCACCUCGAGCGAAGGCCAACAUGGUAUACCAGACUGACAUGAUCCGACACCUGAAGGAGGUUAACGUCGACGCGAACAACGUGGGCUGGUACACAAGCGCUACGAUGGGCAACUUUGUCAACCUGGGCUUCAUCGAGAACCAAUACCACUACCAGCGCGACAACGAGCAUACCGUCGCCCUUGUGCACGACGUCAGCCGCAGCUCACAGGGCGCCCUGAGCUUGCGGGCCUUCAAGCUAACACAGAACUUCAUGUCCUCAUACAAGGAGGGCAAGUUCACGACUGAGAGUCUGCAAAAGUCUAAGCUAUCGUUCAAGGACAUUCUCGUCGAAUUCCCGGUCAACAUCCACAACUCGCACCUCCUGACCUCCUUUAUCCACCAACUACCUACCAUUCCCACAGACGCCGACGUAGAGAUGCCGAUCUCGCUUGCCGACCUCCAACGCGACCCGAUCAAGAUGCCCCUCGGCCACUCAGCCGAGGCACUGGACCUCUCGAUAGACCCGUUCCUGGAGAAGACAUGCGACCUCCUGCUCGAAAGCAUCGAGUCGCACUACACCGAGCUCAACAACCACCAGUACUACCAGAGACAGCUUGCGCGCGAACAAACCAAGAUCACAGCAUGGCAGACGAAGCGGAAAGCGGAGAACGCGGCGCGUGUUGCAGCGAAACAACAGCCGCUUCCCGAAGACGAGUGGCAGCGUAUCUUCAAGCUUCCCCAAGAGCCCAACCGGCUGGAGGGCAUGCUGAACGCCAAGCAGGUUGAGCAGUACAGCAAGCAGGUGGAUGGAUUCACGGCCAGCGUCAGCGCCAAGAUGUUUGCGGUCCGUGGGAACCUCCUGCCGGAGUAG